UGGCGAAGCGAAGUAAUCCAUUAAAAUGACAUAAACUGAUGAUACAAUGUUAGAGGAGGUCGUUUAUGCGAUUCUCCCAUUAAAUCUUGCAAGGGCGGUGAGGUUCAAAAACAGACCUCAUGAGAAUCGAGUCUACACCAAGAGGAGGCGUGCUGGAAGAACUACAUCAAAACAGUAUGCAAAAGAUGCUCUCACACAGCUUGAUAAAUCUAUGGACAAUGCUCAAACAUACCCGAUUAAAAGUAAAACAUUGAGGAAGCUAGAAGUAUCAAUGUUAUUUUCAUUCCUAGUUUUUUAUGUAUGUUUUAUAAAUGUGAUAAUUAAGUGUGAUGUUAGUGAUGUAAAUAUAAAGAAAUUUAAAGAAAAAGACGGCGCCUACAGAGGGCAUGAGUAUAUAAGAGAUAAGCGACUUUGGCAAGGAUAUAAGUAUGGAGAUAGGGUCAAUGAAAAAAGUAUUCGUGAAGGCCGGGCUUCGACGAAAAGAGAAACAACUGAUGGCGACAAAAUUUAUAAAUAUACUGGCCCUGAAUAUUAUGAUGAAUACAAAAAAGAAGAUUUAGUCAGUAAUAUCACAGAAAACCCGCACAGUAUCAGUGUUCCAAAUUAUGCUUUUGACAAUUCACGUGCGGUAGGCUAUCCUCAUGACUUGGCAGCAAACCCUUUUUACAUUAAGAAAGUGAACACAAAUUUACGACCAAGAUUCAAUUGGUUUAAGGAAAAGACAGUGAAGUUGGGUGUUCUUUUACCAUUUGAUCCAAAUCAUGUGUUUUCGUUAGUAAAAGUAUUACCUAUAUUAGAAAUGGCGGUCCCAGCCGUGACGAAGCCCGAUGGUCCUUUGCCGGGAUGGAAAAUUUUAGUGGACUAUCGAGACACAGAAUGUUCUUCCAGUAAUGGGCCACUGGCUGCUUUUGAAUUCUAUGUCAAUGGAUCUGCAGACGCUUUCAUCGGUCCAGGGUGUGAAUACGUUAUAGCACCUGUAGCGAGGUAUGCUGGUCUUUGGGGCAUACCAGUGCUUACUGCAGGGGCUCAGGCCGAAGCUUUUUUUCACAAGAAACAAUAUCAGACCUUGACCAGAAUGAUGGGCAGCUACACUCAAGCCGGUGAUGCUAUUCGGAAAGUCUUGGAGGAGUUCAAUUGGAACCGAAUCAGCAUGAUGUACCAUAACAACGAUCCCGCAAGCGGUAAAGGCAAUAGUCUGUGUUACAUGACCCUCAGCGCAAUGUUCACAGUUUUACGGAAGAAAAGUCAUAUAACUGUUCCUAACUACGUUUUCGACGAAACCAGCAACACUACUUAUACAAAUUUCAAGAAACUUCUUAAGAAGGUCGCAUUGAGUUCUAGAAUCGUGGUUUUAUGCGCUAAUCCGAGCACUGUAAGAAACAUAAUGCUGGCCGCCGAUGAACUCAAUAUGGUGUCAUCGGGAGAAUACGUCUUCUUCAACAUAGAGCUGUUUUCCAAUCUCGCAUCGGCGUCCUCCAAAGAACCAUGGAAGUUGGAGGGUGACAGUGAUGAACGAAAUGAGAGGGCCAGACACGCUUACAGCGCCGUUCUUACCGUAACGAGUCCAGCUCCUGAGAAACCAGAAUACCUAAAGUUUUCCGACCAGGUAAAGGAAUUGGCAGAAAGCAAAUACAACUAUACAUUUGGCAAAGGAGAGGUGGUGUCUACGUUUGUAGCUGCAUUCUACGAUGCAGUGGUGCUGUAUGCACUCGCACUCAAUGAUACCCUACAACACGUGGAAGAACCUGGCUUCACGCUGGCCGGGGCACGGCUUAUCAGCAAUAUGUGGAACAGAACUUUUCAAGGAAUCACCGGCGAAGUUGUAAUCGACGCAAAUGGCGAUCGCGUCGCAUCAUAUUCUUUGCUGGAUAUGAACCCAAACACGAGUAAAUUCGAGGUGGUCGCAACCUACGUAGCACGAAACUCGUCGCUUCAGUUUAUUAAGGGACGACCGAUACACUGGGCGGGAGGGCGUCACACCCCACCACCCGACACGCCGGAAUGUGGCUUUGAUGGCUCGUUGUGUCCUGACACCUCUUUGCCGGUUUACGCAAUUCUAAGUAUUGUUCUGAGCUCGGUGGUGGUGAUUUUGGCAGUUCUAUCAGUAUUCAUUUACAGGCAUUACAAGUUGGAAGCGGAGAUAGCAAUGAUGACAUGGCGCGUAAGUUGGAGCGACGUGCUGCAGCCGGGCGGACGUUUGCGCGGGAGCAUGCAUUCUCUGGCUCGACGCUACAGUUCAGGAACGGCGUAUUCUGACGAAGCAACUUCUCUGGCUGGCGACCGACAAAUGUAUGCUCCUUAUGGAUUUUAUAAAGGCUGCCGAGUAGCCAUCAAAAAAGUCGAUAAGCAACGUAUUGAUCUCACACGACCUUUACUUCUUGAGCUAAAAAAGAUGAAAGAUUUGGAACAAGAUCACUUGGCUAGAUUCUACGGGGCAUGUGUAGACCCGCCGCACUGUUGCCUUUUAACCGAAUACUGCCCCAAAGGUUCUUUACAAGAUAUACUGGAGAAUGAAUCUAUAAAACUGGAUUGGAUGUUCAAAGUUAGUCUGAUGAAUGAUAUCGUCAGGGGUAUGCACUAUCUACAUGGCACGGAUAUACGAUCUCAUGGGGCUCUUAAAUCAAGCAACUGUGUUGUCGAUUCUCGUUUUGUGUUGAAAAUAACCGAUUUCGGGUUACACGCACUUCGCACUAGCGAGAAGGACUGUAGGGCUCAUAACUACUGGACACGUCUGCUUUGGACUGGUCCUGAACUCCUGCGUAUGUCAGAGCCUCCGCCAGAAGGUACCCAGAAGGGCGAUGUGUACUCCUUUGGGAUCAUAAUGCAUGAAAUUGUCAACCGCCAGGGUGUGUUCUGGCUCGGACCCGGCAUCGAGAUGCCACCUAAAGAGAUAAUCGAAACGAUCAUAGCAAGCGGCCUUCGCCCGAACACGACGCACUACCGUUCUUGCGAGGCAGACGAAGCUACUGAACUCAUGCGCCGUUGCUGGGCAGAGGACCCCGGCGAGAGACCAGACUUCGGAUACUUGAAGGGAGCCAUUCGUCGACUCAACAAAUCUCAAGAAAGCAGCAACAUAUUGGACAAUUUGCUGUCUCGUAUGGAGCAGUACGCUAAUAAUUUGGAGACAUUAGUCGACGAGCGUACUCAAGAUUAUUUGGAGGAGAAGAAGAAAUGUGAAGAACUUCUCUAUCAGUUGUUGCCCAAGUCAGUGGCAUCGCAACUAAUCAACGGUCUAUCAGUGGUAGCUGAGACAUUCGAGCAAGUUACCAUUUACUUCUCCGACAUCGUGGGAUUCACUGCUCUCUCCGCUACAUCCACUCCUAUGCAAGUUGUAGACCUACUCAAUGAUCUCUAUACCUGUUUCGACUCCAUCGUGGAAAACUACGACGUUUACAAGGUGGAAACCAUAGGUGACGCUUACAUGGUAGUGUCUGGUCUGCCGGAACGCAACGGGACUCGUCACGCGUGCGAGGUGGCACGCAUGUCGCUCGCACUGCUGGAUGCAGUCGGUCGUUUCCGCAUUCGCCAUCGGCCUAACGAACAACUGAAAUUGAGAAUUGGACUUCAUUCGGGUCCCUGCGUAGCAGGCGUGGUUGGUCUCAAAAUGCCCCGUUACUGCCUAUUUGGAGACACUGUCAAUACUGCUUCCCGCAUGGAAACCAACGGAGAGCCUUUGAAGAUCCAUGUCUCGCCGACUACAAAGACAUUGCUUGACACAUUUCAGACUUUCAGACUUGACUGCAGAGGGGAAGUUACUAUGAAGGGGAAAGGAACUCUAGUCACAUAUUGGUUGUUAGGAGAGACAGUAGAUUCCAACGCCGUUGUUCCUUAUCGAGAGAAACCACACACGUCGAGGACACAGAAUUCAACUAUUGAAUGUGUGUCUCAUCUUACGCCUUUCCGAAGUCGAUUGGAUCACGGAUCCAGAUCGUCAAGCCGCCGAGGCUCUGGGAUAUUUAUAUCAAAAACAGCUGACGCCAUAAAACUGGAAAAAGAGGCGCAGCCUUUGUUGCAAACUCUUAAACUACAGAGACAACUUUCAGAUCCAGAGACAGUGUCCAAUGGCGUCACAGAAACAGAUGAACUAGAACGAAGUAUGUCAAACUCUAUAUCUCUUACGGUGAACUCGCUAAAUUAUGGCGCUAUGAGUCAAAAUAGCCAAUCUAAAAUGAAACUUAGGGAUUGUCAGGGAAACUCUACUGGAAAUCACAAAUCAAAGAUUGGCAAUAACAAUUGGAUCCCGAAAAUUUCUACUGCAAGUUCCUUUGAUAAUGGAACUAAGCGAAACAACGAGUGUCUAAAAGAUUACAGCAGCGUACCUCUGCUGUCCAAAGCCGAGACGCCAAAUGAUUCGAUAGUUUAAAAACGUGCAAGAUUAGACGUAUGGUGUAAGAAUCAGAUACAACUACUAAAGAACAACGAGUAUUGUGGUCAGUGGAAGAUCUAUACUGAAAUGUUUUAAUUGCAAUAUUACGUAUACUUAUUGUUGUUUAUAGUAAAUUAUCUACAUGUUGUGAAGUAAUCAAUAAAAGUAUUAU
This is a messenger RNA of Hyposmocoma kahamanoa, 4538 nucleotides long. It is a transcript of the gene Gcy, whose product is annotated as atrial natriuretic peptide receptor 1. Gene Ontology annotation, biological process: intracellular signal transduction; cGMP biosynthetic process; receptor guanylyl cyclase signaling pathway. Gene Ontology annotation, cellular component: membrane. Gene Ontology annotation, molecular function: guanylate cyclase activity; ATP binding; protein kinase activity. Bases 47 to 4363 code for a protein of 1438 amino acids. NCBI's taxonomy places the organism in Eukaryota, Metazoa, Arthropoda, Insecta, Lepidoptera, Cosmopterigidae. The record is from RefSeq and is a predicted model, not a curated record. The transcript is spliced from 19 exons.